This is a messenger RNA of Onthophagus taurus, 1963 nucleotides long. Its product is annotated as reticulon-4-interacting protein 1 homolog, mitochondrial. Gene Ontology annotation, cellular component: mitochondrion. Gene Ontology annotation, molecular function: oxidoreductase activity. NCBI's taxonomy places the organism in Eukaryota, Metazoa, Arthropoda, Insecta, Coleoptera, Scarabaeidae. The record is from RefSeq and is a predicted model, not a curated record.
AAAAAUUGUAAACAUUCUUUUGUUUCAGUAUCGGGGUGAAGACCUUUCUGGUAUAUUUUCUUUUUAAUUACUUCAAAAUUGUUGUUCAUUUCGAUCAAAAUUAAUCGUGUAAAUGUCCCGGUGUCUACCUUACAUAUGUGUUCUGGAUAUCGAAAUUAUGUAAUAAAUUAUUUAUUCGCAUCGACCUAAAUGGACGAAGUGGUAUUUCGAGCAUCUGAAACCAUUGACAGCUUGCAGCAUCAUCUUCGAGUGGCUGCUGAUGAAGGUAAAGCCGCUAUUGUUAGUACAUCCGGAAAAUUAUCAGACGUUUUCGUUCAAGCUUUAAACAAUGACCGAUACUUAGAAAUUAAAGAUGGUGUUAUUCGAUAUUUUACACUUCUGUUUUUAUAUGCAAAUGACAUACAAGAGUACAUAGUGGAGAGGUGUAACCCCGCUUACUUAUACGAAAAGAUAUCAUGGAUUUUUACAUCAAAUGCAACUAAACGAGAUGUGUUAAUAGGUGGUACUGGAAUUAUUGUUGGAUUUGCUAUUGGGUAUUAUACAUCAAGAGUAUAUUAUCCCAGUAAACAAUAUUUAGGACGAUGCAUGCAAGCUGUACAAUGUUUAAGAUAUUCAGGUUUUGUGUCUGCAACUGUGGUAGAUGAUGCAAUUGGUCCAACAUCCUGUGAAAGCAAUCAGGUAUUAAUAGAUGUUAAAGCUUGCUCAUUAAAUAAGAUAGAUAAAGAAAUAUGUCAUGGAUAUGGUUCUAGGAUUAGAGGUUUUCUAAUUAAAAAUUUUAAGUAUUAUCAAGAUGAACUUCCGGUAACACUUGGUCGUGAUUGCGCAGGCAUAAUAGUCGAAAUAGGUAGAAAUGUGACGCGUUUCGAAGUUGGAGACACAGUUUGGGCAACAACACCUUUUUGGUCACCUGGUACAAUGUCGAAAUAUGUUGCAUUGCCAGAACGGCAUGUGGGAAAAAUGCCACCUGAUUUAGGUUUUGAGAGCGCAACUAGUAUUCCGUUUUGUGGCGGAAUUGCCCUGGAUGCUUUAAAAUCUGUUGAUUUAAACGUGUUAAACGCAGAAGGAAAAACAGUGUUUGUUCAUGGUGGAUGUUCAGCUGUUGGUUGUCUUGUGGUACAAAUAUUAAAUUACUGGGGUGCAAAAGUAACUGUAUCUUGUUAUAAACGAGCUGUUCCUGUUGCAAGAGCUUUACAAGUAAAUGAUAUAAUACCUUUGACUUCAUAUCGUGGGGAAGAUGCUGUAGUAAAAUCGAAUAAUGCACAUUUAUUAAAAAAAGAGCUUGAUUUGCAUGAAAAAUUUUGGGCGAUUAUUGUGACGGUACCAUGUGAAAUGGAUUUAUCUGAAUUGAAAACAUAUUGUAAGGAUGGUGGUAACGUUAUUCUAACGUUACCUCAACCAAUUUUGUCUGACCGAUAUGGAUUUUUGCUCAAUAAAUUAUAUGGAUUUUAUAUCCAAUUAAGGGCUUUCAUUCAGAAAUGUUCUAAUGAAGGUUUAAAAGAUUUUGGUGAAACACACAUCUGUUAUGAAGAAUUGGAUCGAUUAUCUCAAUAUAUAGAAAAUGGUGUCAUUCAAAGUGUUGUGGACAGAGUUUAUCAACCUUAUGAAAUUGAUCAGGCUUUAACUCAUAUACAAACUUUAGAUGCAAUAGGAAGUACUGUAAUAACGUUUAGGUAGUUGAAAUUGUUUAGGGGUUAUCGUUUUUUUAAAGGGUUUUACACGAAUAAAAGAAUGAAUACUGUAAUACCUCAUUAUGUCUCUAAUUGGUACAAAUUGUUAUUUAUAUUAUAGUAACAUUUUUUACUUUACAAUGUCUUGAAGACGAUUGUGCCUUUUUGCUAACUGCCAAAAAAAUAAUAAACGAAAACUCAUCAAAUCAUAGAUCUUCCAACUUUAUUGCAUUUUGUUAUUGUUUUAUCUUUAUUAGUCAUGUACCUAAAUGAAAUAAAAUUGUCUACUCCUACAA